GGGAAGGGAAGGGUGAAGAGCUAGCAGGAGGUUUGGACAAAGCUUCUGCUGAAACAAAUCAUUGAUGGAGAGGUGAAUGUUACCUUAGAAACCACAAACCUGCAGAGAUUGAGAGAGUUGAAGUAGGCCCAGAGCAAUUAAUAUGUGUUUUUCUUAUGUGGUGACACGUGCGUCAAUCUACAGAGCUCUUUGGCCGGUGGUAGUUUUGGCCUGAGUUGGUGAUCGGCAUCAUGGAGGUGGUUAUGAACAUUCUCAAGACACCAGUGCCCAGUAGGGUGUCUAUGACCCUGGGCCUGUUCAUGAUCUUCCUGGCUCUGCUGUACUGGUAUGCUACGUUCCCCUAUUCGUCCCUGGCUCAAUGUGGAAUAAGGCACCCCAAACCGUCCCCAUUCUUUGGGAACCUGUUUCUAUUUCGUCAGGGCUUUUUCGGUGUUCACACAGACCUGAUUCACAAGUAUGGGAGAGUAUGUGGAUAUUAUCUAGGCAGGAGGCCCGUGGUGGUGGUAGCUGACCCUGAUAUGCUCAGACAGAUCAUGGUGAAGGACUUCAGCACCUUCCCCAACAGAAUGACAAUCCGUGCCGCUACUAAGCCCAUGAGUGACUGUCUGCUGAUGCUGAGGAACGAGCACUGGAAGAGAGUACGCAGCAUCCUCACCCCCUCCUUCAGCGCAGCCAAGAUGAAAGAGAUGGGUCCUCUGAUUAACACUGCUACUGACACCCUGCUCACCAACCUCAAUUGUCAUGCUGAGUCUGGAGAGAGCUUUGACAUUCACAGGUGUUUUGGCUGUUUCACCAUGGACGUGAUUGCCAGCGUUGCAUUUGGCACUCAGGUGGACUCUCAGAAGGACCCAGAUGACCCGUUCGUCCACCACGCCCAGAAGUUCUUCUCUUUCUCCUUCUUCACACCCAUCAUGUUCGUCUUCAUUGCGUUUCCAUUCCUGAUUCCUCUGGCCCGUUUCCUCCCCAACAAGAGGAGGGAUGAGAUGAACAACUUCUUCAUCAACUGCAUUCAGAAGAUCAUCAGACAGAGAGAUGAGCAGCCAGUUGAAGAGCGGCGGCGAGACUUCCUACAGCUGAUGCUGGAAACGCGGAACAGCAAGGAGUGUGUGUCGCUGGAGCACUUUGACGUGGUCAACCAUGCAGAUGAGCUGGCCCCCACACACACUCACACAAACCAGCAAGAAAAUGUUGACGGCAGCCAUGAGUCACCCAGCAGACGCUCUCUCCAGACCCAGAAGAGGAUGAUGUCGGAUGAUGAGAUCGUGGGCCAGGCAUUUGUGUUCUUCUUGGCGGGGUAUGAGACCAGUAGCAACACGCUGGCCUUCACCUGCUACCUCCUGGCUCUACACCCAGAGUGUCAGAGCAAACUGCAGGCUGAGGUGGAUGACUUCUUCACCAGAUAUGAUUCACCAGAUUACACCAAUGUCCAGGAGCUGAAAUAUCUUGACAUGGUCAUAUCAGAAGCUCUGCGCCUCUACCCGCCUGGUUUCAGGUUUGCCCGUGAAGUUGACGAGGACUGCAUGGUGAAUGGACAGUUCCUACCCAAGGGAGCCACCCUGGAGAUCCCUGCAGGCUAUCUGCACUAUGAUCCAGAGUACUGGCCCGAGCCAGAGAAGUUCAUCCCUGAGAGAUUCACAGUGGAGGCCAAGGCCAGCAGACACCCGUUUGUGUACCUGCCGUUUGGGGCGGGGCCCCGCAGCUGUGUUGGCAUGAGGCUGGCCCAGCUGGAGAUCAAGAUGGCCCUGGUGCAUGUCUUCAGGAAGUUCAACAUUGUGGCCUGCACAGACACCAAGGUUCCUCUGGAGUUGAAGUCUCACACCACUCUCGGACCCAAGAAUGGCAUCUAUGUGACAAUCACUAAAAGAGAGAUAGAGGGAGAACCGGCGACUCCCCCUGCAGGAGAAUAGCUCUGUUCUGUAUCUGCUUUCUAGAACGUAGUGUGAUUUCUAUGAAACAGAUAAAAUAAGCAGUCACUGGAUGGAUAAUGUAAGGCUAAAAAUAAAGUAACAUUAACCUAGCCUGGUCCCAGAUCUGUUUGUGCUGUCUUGCUAACCUCUAUGGUUAUUGUCACACUUUUGGCACUCCCUUUACAUAAGAGAGUUGGCAAUAAAGCACAAACAGAUCUGAGACCAGGCUAGCAUUAACCUCUUCUUUAACUUAAAUAUCUAAAAGUAUUUGGUUAAAUGUACUUAAGUAUCAAAAGUAAAACAUUUCAAAUUCCUCAUAUUAAGCAAACCAGACGGUACCAUUUUUAUUUUAUGAAAAAAAAUACAUGGAUAGACAGGGCCACAUUCCAACAUGCAGACAUCAUUUACAAAUGAAGCAUGUGUGUUUAGUGAGUCCGCCAGAUUAGAGGCAGUAGGGAUGACCGUGAAUUGCACUAUUUUCCUGUUCUGCUAAGCUAUCAAAAUGUAACAAGUACUUUUGGGUGUCAGGGAAAGUGUGUGGAGUAAAGUACAUUAUUAAAAGUAAAAGUUGUCAAAAAUAAGUAAGUAAAUAAGUAAGUAAAUAAGUACAGAUACCCCCAAAAACUACUUCAGUAGUACUUUUUUACUUAAGUACUUUAUGCAAUUGCUUCCAUGGUAAAUUACAAUUUGCACAGAAAAAGCGAGGUUGUGCCAGGGGCAGCUCACCUUUUUAAUCAGCCAAUGUACUGGAUGGAGGUCAAGCCCUCCAAGAGGUCCCUGCCAAUGGCACAAUGAUCGCCACGGUGAUUCUGCAGGACUAGAGAGAGGGGGAGGAGAAGCAUGCUGGGGGAACUGUGAGCUGGUGGGAGGGGGAAAACUGUGACAAACUUCUUAUAGCAAAAGAACAACAUUCCUUGAAAUCUGUAUAAAUUCAUGUUGAUAUCUAUUAUUACUGAAGUCACUGCAGGACUGCAUUAAAGGGAAGGAUCAAUUCAUAGUAUAAUGUAUGUUAGAACAUGCCCAUUAACUAUUAAAGGGAUAGUUCAUUAAAAUUAAAAAUAUAUAAUAUUGGUUUCCCUGUAAGUAGUCUAUGGAUAAGACCAUCCAUGCUUUAGUUGGGUUUACCUGUCCACUGUCUCCAAAUGCUAUGCAAUUACCUUGUCCAUAGACUUUUUACAGGGUAAAGUAAUCAGAAUGUUUUUGUCAUUUGGAUGGACUAUCCCUUUAAGGAUUUGUAUUGUCUCUCCCAACAGCUAUGGCUGGAAAGUGAGUCUUUGCAAGCAUCCUCGCAAUUAUCCAUCAUAAUAGUGUAGGCAUUGACUAAAUGUUAUAGGACCUCCCCCUCACAGAUUUCCAAAUCUUUCAUCUUUAAAAUGAAGCUGAUUUACAUGAAGGUAAUACUAAUAAGAUCACGACUCCAUGAGAGCGGAAAUCAAUAUCAGCUCACUCCAUUUCUCAUUUCCUCUUUAAGUUGAAAAGCUCUGAUGUUACUGUGUAUGAUUUCUUUAACAAGAACAAGGAACACACCAGGCAGGUCCAAGAUACUGUUGUGAAGAAGUUUAAAGCCGCAUUUGGAUACAAAAAUAUUUCCCAAGCUUUAAACAUCCCAAGGAGCACUGUGCAAGCGAUAAUAUUGAAAUGGAAGGAGUAUCAGACCACUGCAAAUCUACCAAGACCUGGCCCUCCCUCUAAACUUUCAGCUCAUACAAGGAGAAGACUGAUCAGAGAUGCAGCCAAGAGGCCCAUGAUCACUCUGGAUGAACUGCAGAGAUCUACAGCUGAGGUGGGAGACUCUGUCCAUAGGACAACAAUCAGUCGUAUAUUGCACAAAUCUGGCCUUUAUGGAAGAGUGGCAAGAAGAAAGCCAUCUCUCAAAGAUAUCCAUAAACAGUGUCGUUUAAAGUUUGCCACAAGCCACCUGGGAGACACACCAAACAUGUGGAAGAAGGUGCUCUGUUCAGAUGAAACCAAAAUUGAACUUUUUGGCAACAAUGCAAAACGUUAUGUUUGGCGUAAAAGCAACACAGCCCAUCACCCUGAACACACCAUCCCCACUGUCAAACAUGGUGGUGGCAGCAUCAUGGUUUGGGCCUGCUUUUCUUCAGCAGGGACAGGGAAGAUGGUUAAAAUUGAUGGGAAGAUGGAUGGAGCCAAAUACAGGACCAUUCUGGAAGAAAACCUGAUGGAGUCUGCAAAACACCUGAGACUGGGACGGAGAUUUGUCUUCCAACAAGACAAUGAUCCAAAACAUAAAGCAAAAUCUACAAUGGAAUGGUUCAAAAAUAAACAUAUCCAGGUGUUAGAAUGGCCAAGUCAAAGUCCAGACCUGAAUCCAAUCGAGAAUCUGUGGAAAGAACUGAAAACUGCUGUUCACAAAUGCUCUCCAUCCAACCUCACUGAGCUCGAGCUGUUUUGCAAGGAGGAAUGGGGAAAAAUUUCAGUCUCUCGAUGUGCAAAACUGAUAGACAUACCCCAAGCGACUUACAGCUGUAAUCGCAGCAAAAGGUGGCACUACAAAGUAUUAACUUAAUAAUAAUAAUAACUUAAGGGGGCUGAAUAAUUUUGCACGCCCAAUUUUUCAGUUUUUGAUUUGUUAAAAAAGUUUGAAAUAUCCAAUAAAUGUCGUUCCACUUCA
Oncorhynchus keta (chum salmon) is the source of this 4542-nucleotide messenger RNA. It is a transcript of the gene tbxas1, whose product is annotated as thromboxane A synthase 1 (platelet). The record is from RefSeq and is a predicted model, not a curated record. Bases 231 to 1907 code for a protein of 558 amino acids. Gene Ontology annotation, molecular function: heme binding; iron ion binding; oxidoreductase activity, acting on paired donors, with incorporation or reduction of molecular oxygen. NCBI's taxonomy places the organism in Eukaryota, Metazoa, Chordata, Actinopteri, Salmoniformes, Salmonidae. The transcript has 14 exons.